GGUAAAAGUGUGUUUAGUUUUGUAAGAAACCAACAAACUCCAUUUCAAAGUGGCUGUACAACUUUGCGUUCCCAUCAGCAAUGAGAGCUCCUGUUGCUGUACGUUUUCUCAACCAUUUGCAGUUGUCAGCAUUACAGAGGUUGUUCAUUCUAAUAGAUGUGUAGUGGUAUCUCAGUGCUGUUUUAAUUUUCACUUCCCUGAUGACAUAUGAUGGGGAUUAUCUUUUCAUACACUUAUUUGCCAUCUGUGUAUCUUCUCUAGUGAGGUAUCUAAACCUAAAGUCCUUGCCCAUUUCAUUUUUUAAUCAAGAUGUUUCUUUUUUUUCUUUUUUUUUUUUUUUUGAGACGGAGUCUCGCACUGUCACUAGGCUGGAGUGUUGUGGCAUGAUCUCGGCUCACUGCACCUCCACCUCCUGGGUUCAAGUGAUUCUCCUGCCUCAGCCUCCCAAGUAGCUGGGACUACAGGCAUGCGCCACCACGCCCAGGGAAGUGUGACCUUUGAAGAUGUGGCCGUGUACUUCUCCUGGGAGGAAUGGGAUCUCCUUGAUGAGUCUCAGAAACACCUGUACUUCGAUGUGAUGCUGGAGAACUUUGCACUUACGUCCUCCCUGGGUUGUUGGCGUGGAGUGGAACACGAGGAAACACCUUCUGAACAGAGAAUUUCUGUAGAAAGAGUGCCACAGUUCAGGACUUCCAAAGAAGGUUCAUCUUCCCAGAAUGCCGACUCCUGUGAAAUAUGUGGCCUGGUCUUGAGAGGUAUUUUGCACUUAGCUGAACACCAAGGAACAAACUGUGGGCAGAAACUGCACACAUGUGGAAAACAGUUCUACAUCAGUGCAAAUCUUCAACAGCACCAGAGGCAGCACAUUAAAGAGGCACCUUUCAGAAGUUAUGUGGACAUGGCCUCAUUUACACAGAGCUGCAUAGUCCAUGUGUCAGAGAAGCCCUUUACCUGCAGGGAGAUCAGGAAAGACUUCCUGGCCAACAUGAAGUUUCUCCAUCAAGAGGCCACUCAAACAGGGGAGAAGCCAAAUAACAGUAACAAGUGUGCGGUAGUCUUUUACAGUGGAAAAAGUCAUCACAACUGGGGAAAAUGCAGUAAAGCCUUUAGCCACACAGACACACUUGUUCAGGACCAGAGAAUCCUCACUAGAGAAGGGCUUUUUGAGUGCAGUAAAUGUGGGAAAGCAUGUACACGAAGAUGUAACCUCAUUCAGCACCAGAAAGUCCACAGUGAAGAAAGGCCUUAUGAAUGCAAUGAAUGUGGAAAAUUCUUUACUUACUACUCCAGUUUCAUUAUACAUCAGAGAGUUCAUACUGGAGAAAGGCCUUAUGAGUGCCCUGAAUGUGGGAAAUCCUUUAGUCAGAUAUACAGCCUCAAUAGCCAUAGGAAAGUUCACACUGGAGAAAGGCCUUAUGAAUGUGGGGAAUGUGGGAAAUCUUUUAGCCAAAGGUCCAACCUCAUGCAGCAUCGCAGAGUUCACACUGGAGAAAGGCCUUAUGAAUGCAGCGAAUGUGGGAAAUCUUUUAGCCAAAACUUCAGCCUGAUUUACCACCAGAGAGUUCACACUGGAGAAAGACCUCAUGAGUGCAGUGAAUGUGGAAAAUCCUUUAGCCGAAGCUCCAGUCUCAUUCACCACCGGAGACUUCACACUGGAGAAAGACCCUAUGAAUGCAGUAAAUGUGGGAAAUCAUUUAAGCAAAGCUCCAGCUUCAGUUCACAUCGAAAAGUCCACACAGGGGAAAGGCCUUAUGUGUGUGGGGAAUGUGGGAAAUCCUUUAGCCAUAGCUCCAACCUUAAGAACCACCAGAGAGUUCACACUGGAGAAAGGCCUGUUGAGUGCAGUGAAUGUAGCAAAUCCUUUAGCUGUAAAUCUAACCUCAUUAAACACCUGAGAGUUCACACUGGAGAAAGGCCUUAUGAGUGCAGUGAAUGUGGGAAAUCCUUUAGCCAAAGUUCUAGCCUCAUUCAACACCGGAGAGUUCACACUGGAAAAAGGCCUUACCAGUGCAGUCAAUGUGGGAAAUCCUUUGGCUGCAAAUCUGUCCUCAUUCAACACCAGAGAGUUCACAUUGGAGAAAAGCCUUAGCUGUACUGAGAAUAUGCAAUUUCCUUUUAGUGUAAUUAUACUGAAGGAGUACACCUGUGAGAAAGACAAGUACCUGAUUUGGAAGCCCCAACAUCUAAGGAUAUACAGUGGGUGGAUUCCCCUUAAGUUCCAGGUAUGUGUUACACUUUCUAACGUGCCAUUUAGAAAGUGUUAGACUUUCUCACCUGCCGUUUAUGGCUCUUGCCAUUUAUGUCACUGACAGUUUCUGAGGCAGAAGCCGUAUCACGUCUACCACCUGUGAGGUCCACACAGUGUGCAUCAUUUACCUCCUGAACCUGCUCAUGGAAGCAGACCUCUGUUUCUCCCCAUUUGCUAGAAGAAAUCAUGAAUAGUCUGAGUCUCCCUCUCUGACAAGUUAGGGCAUGGACUUGACCCAGCUUUUUGCCAGAGGACCCAAUAUGAGUGUUGUUGGCGGCUUGCCAAGAAGGACUAUCUUUUUCAAGACAUGUUGGUUUCAUGUGACACCUCUAUGGAUUUUUUCCAGCCUCUAAGUCACCAACGUGGGAACUGCUUGCCUCACGUUGCUUUGUUUUUUACAAUAAUAAAGGCAUUAUUAUUUAAGCUA
This is a messenger RNA of Symphalangus syndactylus (siamang), 2675 nucleotides long. RefSeq names its product zinc finger protein 211 (gene ZNF211). Gene Ontology annotation, biological process: regulation of transcription by RNA polymerase II. Gene Ontology annotation, cellular component: nucleus. The record is from RefSeq and is a predicted model, not a curated record. NCBI's taxonomy places the organism in Eukaryota, Metazoa, Chordata, Mammalia, Primates, Hylobatidae. Gene Ontology annotation, molecular function: DNA-binding transcription activator activity, RNA polymerase II-specific; RNA polymerase II cis-regulatory region sequence-specific DNA binding.